AUGCGCGCUACUACAUCCACUGCUCUCAUGGCUGCCCUCGCGGGAUCUGCCUCGGCCCACAUGAUGCUGUCGUUCCCUGCCCCCUUGAACAGCAAGUACAACCCCUUCGCGGACUCUGGCAAGAUCGACUACUCCUACACCGCGCCUCUUGCGGCAGACGGAUCAGACUACCCGUGCAAGGGCUACCAGAGCGACCUGGGCACCCCCGCUGGUCAGUCAACCGCCUCCUUCGCGGUCGGCGGCCAGGGCAACAUCACCGUCGUUGGCGGAGCUGCCCACGGCGGUGGCUCGUGCCAGAUCUCUCUGUCCACCGAUGGCGCCAAGACCUUCAAGGUGAUCCAGAGUAUCAUCGGAAACUGCCCCACCAACGGCGAGGGCAACUUCGACUUCACCGUCCCCUCAGACGCCCCUGCCGGAGAUGCUGUUCUGGCCUGGUCGUGGAACAACCGCAUCGGCAACCGUGAGUUCUACAUGAACUGCGCCGCAGUCACCCUCACUGGCGGCAGCGCCAAGAGGGAGGCCACCGACAAGCGAGCAGCCUCCUUCUCUUCGCUUCCCGACAUGUUCGUCGCCAACAUCGGCAACGGUUGCAACGUGGCGGAGGGUGGCGACGUCGACUACCCCAACCCGGGCGAGGCAGUCACCAAGAACAGCGACAACCCAGAGGCCCCCAGCGGAAGCUGUGGCUCCUCGGGCUCAUCCAGCGGCUCUGGCUCCUCUGACUCUGGCGCCGCCGCAGAAGUGACCGCAAGCCUGCCAGUUGGCGGUGGUAUCUUCGCAACCGUGUCUGCCUCCGUCGAGGUCCCUGCUGCAACCCAGGCUUCCACCACCCUCGCAACCGUCACCAGCGCCACCCCGACACCAACCCCAGAGACCGCAGAGCCUGCCGCUGCCGCCCCUGCUACCGGCGACUCUGGAUCAACCGCUGCAGGCUCUGCGUGCACAACUGAGGGCGAGUGGAACUGCGUUGGCGGUUCCUCCUUCCAGCGCUGCGCUUCGGGCGUGUGGAGUGCCGUCCAGAGCCUCGCUGCUGGCACCUCGUGCGAGGCUGGCGUCGCAGCCAACCUGAAGAUGGUCAGCGCGAGGAGGGCCGGCCGGUUCCACCAGCGCCGGUUUGCCGCCUAA
This is a messenger RNA of Diaporthe citri, 1125 nucleotides long. RefSeq lists its product as uncharacterized. The record is from RefSeq and is a predicted model, not a curated record. Bases 1 to 1125 code for a protein of 374 amino acids. NCBI's taxonomy places the organism in Eukaryota, Fungi, Ascomycota, Sordariomycetes, Diaporthales, Diaporthaceae. The transcript is spliced from 2 exons.